CAAGGUCGCCCGCUGACCAGGCGCUCCUCAGGGCUCCCAGUCUCCUCCGGACUUGGUGCACUGCCACCUCCGCUCCGCUAUUGGCAGCAGGGUCACAGCUGUCUCCUACCUCGGCUGGAGCACACAUAGCUCUGCGGGCGCCCAGUGCCCAGCGCCUCUUUCUUGCUGUCCGUGUUCUGGGUCAGCGGCGUCUCCCUGCAGCAGACUGCUGCUCCCUGGCCGGCAGGCUGCGUGGUCCGGAGGUGCAGGAGCUGACUCCAUGGUACCCCACACACACCCGCCCUCGCAACGUAGAGUUCAGCAGAGAUGAGUGAAGAUUACAGUGUGGUACUCAUGGUUCCAUUUCUCCAUUUAUGGAGAAGCUGUGAAAACUUCCGGAAAAGUGGAGACUUAACUACAGCAUCUGGAGCGGCAACUCGCCACUGUGCGGCGUGGACUUGCUCUUCACCAGUGUUCUGACUCCCAGAGACUCGCACAGCGUGAAAAAUCGGCUUAAAAAUCUGUCGAGCUGCUUCAGGUGGGAAUGCAGUGGUCUUCUCGGAGACUGGAGAGGAAGGAGGCAAGCAAGGGCUUGUACAGGUCAAGCUUUCUCAGGGGGAAUUUGCUCAGGGCAAAGUUGCUCAAGAAGACCUCGCUCAGUUAAGUCCUACUCUGGAAGACACGGGAGUAGUAAAGGAGGCUGAAAAUAAAGAAGAAAUGGAAGGAGAACAUGCUGGCAUUGGUGCUUCUGGCUCCGUGGAUGAAAAGAUCCACCAGAAAGAAAUCCCUAGCAGCAGUGAUCAGCCACAGCCUCAGCAAGAGGCUGCUAUGUCUGAGGACAACUGGAAUCUACUGGAUGAAGACAAGCAGCCUCCCAGGCGCCGGCCCAGGUUUACACUGUCUCAACUGCAGGAGCUUGAGCGCCUUUUCCAUGAGACGCGCUACCCAAGCUUGCGAGCAAGAAAGGAUCUUGCAAGAUGGAUGGGUGUGUCUGAAGCUGAUGUGCAGGAUUGGUUUAAGACCAGGAGAACCAUUUCCAGAAGAAAUAAUAGAUUGGUGACGUUCUACAGUAUGCCACCUGGUGCCCAGAACAAUGCUUCCUAAAGGUUUUGGAGCAGCACUUGAGUGCCAUCCGUGUCCUGGAGCCAGAUGAGGAUGGUUUCCUGUCGUGCCACCAAUGUCAGGGCCCCCUUGCUGGC
Messenger RNA from Meriones unguiculatus (Mongolian gerbil), 1178 nucleotides. Its product is annotated as rhox homeobox family member 1-like. The record is from RefSeq and is a predicted model, not a curated record. The coding region runs from base 697 to 1083 and encodes 128 amino acids. Lineage: Eukaryota; Metazoa; Chordata; Mammalia; Rodentia; Muridae. The transcript is spliced from 6 exons. Gene Ontology annotation, molecular function: DNA binding.